Ustilago hordei is the source of this 1926-nucleotide messenger RNA. RefSeq lists its product as uncharacterized. The transcript has a single exon. Lineage: Eukaryota; Fungi; Basidiomycota; Ustilaginomycetes; Ustilaginales; Ustilaginaceae. The coding region runs from base 1 to 1926 and encodes 641 amino acids. The record is from RefSeq and is a predicted model, not a curated record.
AUGCCCUUCACGCGGGGCGAUCCAACCUUGCAGCCCAUGUCGGCACCUUGGAAUACGGACCCCGUCAACUCCACCUCCUCGGACUCGAUCACAAUUGCUACGCCUGGUGCUGCUACUUGGCCUCCUUCGGCGGCUUCAUCAUCCGUCACUUCCCUGAUGGACAGCUCAGCAGCAGCUCCCAUCACUGAGAUCACCUUGGUCUCUUCACCGCCAACGAGUCAUGCUGCUUCCCCUUCACGGACGAUAUCUUCGCCCUUGCGGCCUUCAUCCGCAGCAAACAUGCCCGGCAGCCCGCUGAUGGCGCGCGAGAUGGCUAAAGCUGCUGCUUCAACACAUGCUGCUGCCGUAUCGGUCGCGCACAUGGACCAAGUCGUAGCCAACUGUGAUACAGAGGAUGGAGCCAACACUCCGCAACGCUCGCCCUCUCAAGCUCGACAGUCAGCUUCGAUCGAUCUCUCCGACCAACAUACACCGGCUGACGGAUCUUCAGUCUACGUCCACCUUCCGAUCACAUCUCCCUCUUCCACCACGCUCCCUCAGGAAAGCAGCAGCACAAAGAAGAAGACCAAGAAGCAGGGCGAAUCACCACGUCGUCGCAGCUCAGCAGGUUCCGACUCGGCUCAUGCAUCACCAGCGACACUAGCAGCUGAUGCAGCAUACGCAGCUGCCCUCGCAGCGCAAGAAGAGACACUUGCUCGGCGCCGACCCACACGUAAUGCCCGAAAGGAGGUCAGCUAUAGUCCGAUGUGCGAUUCGGAAGGGAAGCCGCUGCCAGGGAAGAAGCAUGUGACCGCGUCUGCAUCUUACUCAAAGUCAAAAGCUGCAGCAAAGGAGGGCGCGGCUAACAAGACAAAGGGCAAGCGUCGGUCAAGGGCAUUCUCUGAUGAUCAAGAUGAGGAGAAUGAUGUUGGCAACUCGAAAUCAACAGCAAACCAAGUCAUCGACUUGGAUGUCGACGUUACAGACGAUGAUGUCGGGUUCGCCUCACGGAGAGAACGGAAGAAGGCCAAGAUGGACAGCGAGGGGGAAGGCGAGAAGCAGACGAAAUCGACCCAGCUGCCCAACAAGCGCCAACGGGCCGCUAUUGACGAUGACGCGGAGGAAGAUGCUCUCUCAGAGCACGAUCACAAGAAUGAUGAUGACCAAGGCGCAAUUCUGACUCCUCCUGCACCCACCUCGCCGCGGCGAUCAUCUCGCAGAAGCCUACCUUCGCCAAAGAAGCAGAUAGCAAAUGACAAAGCAACAAAGAAGGGCAAAGGGAAACAGCACAAGACUUUUGAUCUCGAGCAGGAAGCGGCGGCAGAGGAGGAGGACGAGGAUGAGCAGCCGCGCGCAACCAGCACUCGGAAAGCUGCUAAGCGCAACAAGUCGCCUUCUCCAGAAGCUCAAGAAGAGUCAGACGAAGAAGCGGCAGAAGAGCAAGCCGAGAACGCAGAGAAGCCAUCACGGGUAAGCGAGGAACCAAAGCCAGCAUCCGCCGAUUCGAGACCCUCUUGCUGGUCGAGUACUUGCACAUCCACCACCACCAAUCCUUUAGCUGCAGCCUCAGUAGCCAUGAAAGGCAUCAACACCUCUUCUCCAGCCCCACCGUCACCCUUGACUUGUUCGCCCAACGCACGUUCAUUCUUUGGCAAACCGCUUAGCAAGCUACUCAACUCUGGUGCAGUGCGACGACCUGGUCUGACACGCAAAACCAAAAUCCCAUCCCUUCUCAACCAUCGUGGAGCACCGAAGGCACCUGCACUACAGCUAGUCGCAUCAAAGAGAAGGAUGCAGGAUGACGAUUACGAGUACGAUCCUGACUACGAAGCUCUCGUUGCAAAGAAUAAGCCUCAAGGUAGUGAUGAGGAGAGCGAUGGUAAACGCGGUGUGGAGCAUCAUGAUGGCGCCGAGGGUGAGGGGAAGAUUGUUGAAGAGUACGAUUGA